UUCAUAACAGACUUCUACUAAGGAUGUUUAUAUAUUCAAAUUAGAAAUUUAAACGACUAUCAGUUGUAGUCUGAAACUUGAGGGUGCACCAUGAAGACGAUCGGAAUUUUGUUAUUCAUUGUUGCCGGAUGCUGUCAUGGCCUUGUUGAUAUAUGUCCAGGUGGUGAGGUAAAGAAAGUCUUUGGAGAUUGCGUAAAGCAACAUGGUGGAAAUAAGGCUCUCAUAACCGACUGGAUUGCCCACAAGAAUGCCGAGGAUGACAAUAGCAAGUGCUUUCGCACCUGCGCCAUGAAGAACUGCGGUUGGUUCGAUGCCAACGGGAAACUGAAAAAAGAAGUUCCCGAAAGAUCCGCCUACGCUCUAUAUGGCGGCGAUGCAAGUAAAAUACCACAAAUUAUGGAGGCGGGUAAAAAAUGCCUAGACACCAUUCAGUAUGAUGAGAAAAAUAUGUGCAAUAGCGGUGAAAACUUUUCCAGAUGCAUUAUGGGAAACUGCAAGAAAUGUAGUCUUAAUUUGUCGGCUGCUCUUUGAUUAUAUAUUAAAAAAUGACUAAUUUGAAAUGCCUAUAUAAUUUUGGAAAAAAAAAUUGUGAAAAAUAAAAAAGAAAAAAUGUUGGUAGUGAAUCCAAGUUCGGCCGGGCCAAA
This is a messenger RNA of Musca domestica (house fly), 644 nucleotides long. Its product is annotated as general odorant-binding protein 28a-like. The record is from RefSeq and is a predicted model, not a curated record. The coding region runs from base 91 to 531 and encodes 146 amino acids. The transcript is spliced from 5 exons. Gene Ontology annotation, molecular function: odorant binding. NCBI's taxonomy places the organism in Eukaryota, Metazoa, Arthropoda, Insecta, Diptera, Muscidae.